CCUUUGAAAUGGGACUGCAGCACUUCAACUUAGCAGCGUGGCAGAAGGAAUAAUAGAUGCAGGUGGUGCUUUUCAGAACACAUACACCAGUCCGGAGAGACCUGGCAAUGACACAGUGUGGAACCGUGUAAGCUUGAUACCCCAGUGGGAUAGCAGCUUCAGUGUGUGCUCUGAGCCGGAGGAGGUUUAGUAAUGUCUUCAUCUACCAAGUCCCGAAUCCUGGCCCCAGCUUUCGGAAACUGACGGCUGAACUGGAGCAGCGCAGGUCACUCGCGUGAAGGAUUACCGUGGUGCGGUGAAGGUAACAUAAAGCCUGAACCAACUCCCAGCUGUGGGCUCUGGCUCAUUUGACAGAAAUGCAGUCAUGGCCACACCUGAUGUGGAUAAAAUCAGUAAUGCUGAGGGACCAGGUAACGGAGAUACGGUGAUUGUGGAUGCCUGUUCACAGGUGACUUCAGUUCUGAUCCAGCUGAAUAGAUUUCUCCUCUGUUUCAGAAGCUUGCCAGUGAGGUCAAAAUUUAUCUGGUUCACUUAAAUUAGUUUUGAUUUAACCAUCGUGUAGAAGACAAAUAUGAUGCCAAACAGAAGUAACAUCUCCUCCUUUCAGAAUGUUGGAUCAGAUUCCAGUAAGAUUAUGGCAGAGUAUAGCCACACACAAAACCAGAUGGAAUUACAAAAUACUAGUUUGGGAAAGGGUUCUGUGGCGAAUUCCCUUGAAAAUGGUCUCCAGGAUAUUAUGGAAAACCUCAACACGAAGAAAUAUUCAUCAAGUCUCAAAUUUAAAACAAACGGGGACUAUGCUGGUUCUUAUUUAACCCUUUCACAACCUGUGGCAGUUAAACCCAAUCCUUCCACCAGUGUUAAAAACACACACUCUGUUACCAAAAUUCAAGGAGGCAAGCUGUUCCCUUGUGAAAGUCCGUAUCUUCCAGAUAAAAGCUUCUCUGUAAAGCAUUUGAGCUCUGUGUCGGGCACAUCUCCAUCCCUCAGUGGGUACGGUUUAGGAAGGACGGACUUUGAUAUUCAUGCCAAUAGAGAAAAUGAAAAAUCUCUUGGGCACAUGGAUAAGUUUUACUACUCCAAGUAUAGCCAGAAAAACAAAUCAUAUGACAAUGUCUACUUCCCAGGAAUGCUGGACACGAAGAAGAUCUCAGGCUCUCUUCUCACAAUGUGGAAUGGCAGCUCAGGGAGCGAGCUGAUGCUUUCCCCUGGUAGCAAUUCAGGGGCAGCCAGCAUGCCUUCAAGCCCAAAGCAAGGUAGGAGGAUGAAUAUUGAGGACAGCCUAGCCCUUCAUGCAAAGCCAGUUAAACACAAGGAUGUGAUGAUGGAGGCUCUGGGUUCUCGACCUAGGAAAUACUCUGGUGGAUCUCUAAGUCAUAUGGGAAUGUACAGCCGUUCCCUACCCAGGCUUCAUAAAUCAACGGAAAGCCAACUGAUGCCAUUAAGUUUGCCCCCAAGAAACUCUCUGGGUAAUACUAAAAGGAAAAAACUUGGAGAAAAGGAUCUACCUCAGAAUGCUUUAGAUGCUGACAAUUACCUGAAUUUUUCUUCGUGCAGCUCAGGGGUUUCACCACAUGCAAGUUCUAUCUCUGGGAACAAUCCCUACGUUAGUUCGACUCUUAAUGUUCCUGCAAGCCCUCGAAUUGCUAAAAAAAUGCUUUUAGCAUCUUCUUCCUCGUAUAUUCCAGAUGAUUUUGAUAGACUUGGACUCUCAGGAACAAGUCCCAGUAGUUCGUUCUCCCCUGUGGAUUUUGACAGAUCAUUCUCUGUCAGAAGAAACCUCUCCACCAGCUCCAUGGAAUUUGAUGACACUGAUUUGGAAAGUUACAGACAAACGCCCAACUCGCUGCAGACUUCUGUGAGAGAGCGGAAGAACAGCAUCAGCUCCAUUUCAGGGAGAGAGGACCUCAUGGACUACCACAGGAGGCAGAGGGAGGAGCGGCUCCGGGAGCAGGAGAUGGAACGCCUGGAACGACAGCGGCUGGAGACGAUCCUCAAUUUGUGUGCAGAAUACUCCAAAUCUGACAGUGACCCUGCUGCAACUACGACGGUUGCUGAUGUUCAAAAAAUUAACAAAGAACUUGAAAAGCUUCAGCUGUCAGAUGAGGACUCAGUGUUCGAAGACUCGCAGAUGAAUCUGGAAACGAGGUUUAGAAACCACUUGAAAUCAUCUGCAAGUGACUCAGAUUUCUCGGAACCAAGUAACCACAGUCGCAGCACCACUGCUUUCCUUUCCUCUCGAGGGCUGAGAGCUGACGAGCACUUCAAUGAAAACAUGAAGCCUCCUCCUUUAGCUGCUCCUGGCUUCCUGAAGGAUUCCACUGAAUCUUCGUACCUAAGUAUCACACCAAAGAUACCGGAGUGCACAAGUGAUGAGCAAAGAGGGCAGGAGCUCACUCGACUGGAGGAGGAGCGCAUAGUAAUACUAAAUAACUUGGAAGAGCUUGAACAGAAGAUCAAAGAUUUAAAUGACCAGAUGGAUGAAUCCUCGAGAGAGUUGGAUAUGGAAUGUGCCCUUUUGGAUGGGGAGCAGAAAUCUGAAACAACAGAGCUGCUGAAGGAGAAGGAAAUACUGGAUCAUCUAAACAGAAAAAUAGCUGAGCUGGAGAGAAAUGUUAUUGGUGAAAAGACAAAGGAAAAAUUAAAACUUGAUGCUGAGAGGGAAAAACUAGAGAGGCUUCAGGAGCUUUACUCCGAGCAGAAGACGCAGCUUGAUAAUUGCCCUGAGUCCAUGAGGGAACAAUUACAGCAGCAGCUGAAGAGGGAUGCUGAUCUAUUGGACAUAGAAAGCAAGCACUUUGAAGAUCUGGAAUUUCAGCAGCUUGAACAUGAAAGCAGAUUAGAUGAAGAGAAAGAAAAUCUGACACAACAGCUCCUGCGUGAAGUAGCUGAAUAUCAGCGUAGCAUUGUCAGUAGAAAGGAAAAGAUUUCUGCUCUCAAAAAACAAGCUAAUCAUAUUGUCCAACAAGCACAAAGAGAACAAGAUCAUUUUGUAAAAGAGAAAAAUAACCUAAUAAUGAUGCUGCAAAGGGAAAAAGAGAAUCUCUGUAAUCUGGAAAAGAAAUAUUCCAUGCUUUCUGGAGGAAAGGGAUUUCCUGUAAGUCCCAAUAGUCUAAAAGAGGGCUAUAUCAGUGUAAGUGAAAUUAGUGAGCUGUAUGGCAAUUCCACGAAUAUAUCCCCUUCCACUCAGCCCCCCACAGAUGCUGACGCAGUUUCCACUGAGCCUUCCACGGCUGUGCUGACGAGCCAGCCACAAAAUAAAGAGCUAAGAUCACCUCUCUGUUCUGGAUUUGUAUUUCCUCACUCUCUUUCUCCUCGCUCUAUUGCUCAACUUCCAUCAGUCCAUUGGCCUGCGGUCAUGGCUACUCAUGUAGAUCCUAUUCCUUUAUCUGAUACACCUCCUCCUCUGCCAGCUAAGAAACACCGCAGGCAACAACAGCAUUUCAGAAAUCUGGAAGAGCGAAAGAAGCAGCACAGGGAAUGCAUGUACAUGAGUGAUACUUUGCCUCGCAAGAAAACAGCUCCAACUGUAUCACCACACUUCAACAGCGCGACUCUGGGACGAAGCGUUACAUCUAAAGGACAUUUACCAUUAGGACAGAGCAACAGCUGUGGCAGUGUGCUUCCUCACUGCUUGGCAACCAUGACCAAAGAGUCAGAAUCAAGAAGGAUGCACAAAGGAAAAGCUAGAAAAGGAGCAAUUAGUCAUUCCAAAGGUUCGAGUAUGAAAGGGUAUAACCAUCAGCGUAUAUGUGAAAACCAAAGGCAGAAAUCUCCUGAAUUCUACAGCAGAACAGCAUCCGAAUCUAACGUGUAUUUGAAUAGCUUCCAUUACCCAGAUCGUAGCUACAAGGACCAUGCCUUUGAUACAUUAAGCUUGGACAGUUCUGACAGUAUGGAGACAAGCAUAUCAGCAUGUUCACCAGAUAACAUUUCCAGUGCUAGCACUUCAAAUGUUGCAAGAAUAGAAGAGAUGGAGAGACUUCUGAAACAAGCACAUGCUGAAAAGACUAGGCUGCUUGAGUCCAGGGAACGGGAGAUGGAAGCUAAAAAACGUGCUUUGGAAGAAGAGAAACGCCGCAGAGAGCAACUGGAAAAAAGAUUGGAAGAAGAAACUAGCCAGAGGCAAAAACUAAUUGAAAAGGAAGUCAAGAUACGUGAGAAACAAAGAGCACAGGCCCGUCCCUUGACUCGCUAUUUGCCCGUUAGAAAGGAAGACUUUGAUCUACGAAGUCACAUUGAAACAGCUGGUCACAACAUAGAGACCUGUUACCAUGUCUCCCUCACAGAGAAGACCUGCCGAGGCUUUCUGAUUAAGAUGGGAGGGAAAAUUAAGACAUGGAAGAAACGAUGGUUUGUUUUUGACAGAAACAAGAGAACUUUUACAUAUUAUGCAGACAAACAUGAAACUAAAUUAAAAGGUGUAAUUUAUUUUCAAGCUAUUGAAGAAGUCUAUUAUGAUCAUCUAAAGAAUGCAUAUAAGAGUCCCAACCCACUACUCACUUUCAGUGUUAAGACACAUGACCGGAUAUACUAUAUGGUUGCUCCCACGCCAGAAGCCAUGAGGAUAUGGAUGGAUGUUAUUGUUACAGGCGCAGAAGGCUACACCCACUUCAUGUUAUAACAAAAUGGGGCAAUAGGGCAUACUGCAAUAACAGAACAUAUGAAGUUAGCCAUAUGUAGUAAAAUCUGAAAAGCUGCAUAAAAUACCAGUGAAUACUCUGAGAUAUCCUCCUUAUGAUGUGCACCCAAAACCUGAGAAAGUUUUAUAAAUGCAUUGAAAAGGGGGACUUUUUACUUAUUUUAAUUGAUCUUUAUAGAAGCAAAAAAGCUAAAGCUGUUGAGAAAAUUAUAGUGCUCCAAAAUGAAUAAUCAGUCAACUUAAAUUACAACAUCUUGAUUCAAUUAUAAUUUUGUACAAAUUCGCUUAUGUAGAGACCGUCUACAUAAAGUUUACAAAUGUGUGUGUUCUCAUCAGUAUGCAAAAAUCCUAGUAAUGGAACAAAAAGGUGUAAUAGCAUAUAUUUUAAUAUGCAGCAUUUGACAUUUAUAGAUGAUUAGGUAACUUUUUAAAACUUUUAGUCAAGUAUUUUAUAAAAAUAUAAAUAAAAAGCAGCCCUAAGGUACACACAAUUCUUGCCUUAGUAGCUAAGUAUUACAACAGAGCCAAAGAGUUAUAUGACUCCCUUACUGUAAUGUUUCGAAGUGUUAGUUGUACGUAACUUUCUGUACAGAGACAGUGCCAAAACUCUUCAUGAUUUUUAACGUAAUUACAUUUUUACAACAUUCUGCGUGUUUAAUCACACAGUGACACCAACUGUGUGUUUCAAGUCUGUAUUUAUGGAGCUCAACAUAAAAGAGAAGGACAGCUUUGUAAAGGUGGGAUUUAUCCACAAGGCUAUGAAAUGGGAAAACGUGUAUUAAUUUUGUCAUCGGGAGGACUUUUUUUUUUUUUUUUUUUUUAAUACUUCACAUCAAAUAGAAUGAGUUGAUUCUGGAUCCUUCAGCAGUUUUCUUUUAUGUAGCCAGGUCCCAUCUAAUGUGGUUCUAAUCUUACUCUGUGCCAAGUGAAUGCUCUACUGAAACCUUGCAAACUUUGGUCCCCGUGAAGCCAGCAUCAAAGUUAUCUACCUAUCUAAAUUCUUUGAAGCCAAGUUUUCAGUCCAGGAGACUUUUUAAAAGCAUAUCUGCACAGAAUAAUGCUGUCAGAUAGAAUCUGACAAACUCUUAAGAGUUUACACUAAGCAGUGUAUGAAUAAAAACCCUGAAUAUAUUAAGUAGGGUAUAGGGACUCCUAAAACAAUUAAAAUAUUGAGGGUACGGUGGUCUCCCAUUUUAGAAUCAAGAAUCAUGUCCAAGUCCUUGAGUAAUAUUGCAAAACCUCAAUUAUUUAAUUGAACUGAACUUCAAGAAAGUCUCUUUUGGUUUGACUUGAAAGAGGUUCUCAUUUCAGUAAUCAAAACUUGUGCCAUGUGGUUUGUGUAAUAAAAAAAGCACAUUUGACUUUUUUCUUGAUGGAAAGUUAAUGGCUUUUGAAGGAGCAAAUUGAAAACUGUAAGCAGGAUAGAUGUAUGCUGGCAAAGUAUUUGUUAUACUAUUUAAACCCUGUAUCUGUAACGAAUGGGCUGAAUUCUUUGUGGCAUACACAGGUGAUAUGGUUGCUCUAGCAUGACAUGUCAGUUUUGACUUGAAUCACGAAAGAAGGAAGGGUUACCGCAAGGUAAUUGGUAUCGUCUGUGCAGAUCACAGCUUGUAAUCUAACGAUUUAAAACACUAUCAGAAAUGAACUGCUUUGUUUUAUAUAAUUAUUAUUUUUUCCCGAUGUAUCUUGAUUUUAAUUCUAAGUAUGGUUAUAAAGGUUUUCUAAUCAUGAUUUUUGUAUCCUGCAUGAUGCGAUGAAGGCAUUUCAAUAAACAUUUUUAAAAAUA
This is a messenger RNA of Oxyura jamaicensis (ruddy duck), 6428 nucleotides long. It is a transcript of the gene PHLDB2, whose product is annotated as pleckstrin homology like domain family B member 2. NCBI's taxonomy places the organism in Eukaryota, Metazoa, Chordata, Aves, Anseriformes, Anatidae. Gene Ontology annotation, biological process: regulation of microtubule cytoskeleton organization. The record is from RefSeq and is a predicted model, not a curated record. The coding region runs from base 572 to 4624 and encodes 1350 amino acids. Gene Ontology annotation, cellular component: basal cortex. The transcript is spliced from 24 exons.